Scutellospora calospora is the source of this 221-nucleotide messenger RNA. The record is from the annotation of a GenBank genome assembly. Lineage: Eukaryota; Fungi; Glomeromycota; Glomeromycetes; Diversisporales; Gigasporaceae.
AUGCACGAUUAUCACUAAUUGAAAAUGUAAUUUUUGAUAUAGAAACUAUGGAAGAUUUGGAUGCUAGUGCCGCACAAAUUCUUUUAGAAAUUGUAGAAGCUUAUCAUAACCGUAACGUUAAUGUUUUCUUUGUAAAAUUACGUGAAAAUCAAAAGAAAGUUAAAAAAAGUAAAGCAAAAUCAUUCCAUGCUCUGAUCUUGUACAUGAAAAGUAAGUCAUGA